AUGCAGAACAAAUGUUCGGCUCCGGCAAACGCCAGCAUUCGAGCUCCUCGUGGAAUAGCAGGCUCGGUGGCACUACCCCUAUCGCUGGAAAAAUGGCAAGGAUGAGUUAUGAAUGCAAACCAUGGUGACGAAACCAUGAUGAAGUGGCUGAAUAGACGCAAACUGGUCACAUUAGAGGUGAAAAUGGUGAAAACAUGUGGAUGUCAAGCGACACUCGCAUGGACAAACUAA
Haemonchus placei is the source of this 231-nucleotide messenger RNA. Lineage: Eukaryota; Metazoa; Nematoda; Chromadorea; Rhabditida; Trichostrongylidae. The record is from the annotation of a GenBank genome assembly.